GAAGUCGGCAGAAGAGGAAAACAGGCUGAAAUUGGCAACCCUUCAAGCGCGUGUUGAGUCUAGUCGAUGAGAGAAAACAGCAAAAUGUUGAAAGAGUUGGUGAAGGAGCGACUAAUGGCGGCAGCUGACGAAAUAUUCGCGCUGUUUGAAAGCACGAUAGCGUCGUACCAGGAGGAACUUUGUCGAACGAGAGAGGAGAACGAGCGACAUCGACAACAACUGGAAGCCUUUAGCAAGACUCAUAUUGGGUUCCCCAUUGAAGAUGUCCAGCAGUUGAUUGGUCGUCAAGAAGGACGUCCCCCUCUGCUGCAGGAGGGGAGCUCCACUUUGAAGCAGGGGGAUCCCCAGCGCCCCCACGUCAAAGAGGAAGAGGAGGAGCUCUGGAUCACUCAGGAAGGAGAGUGUCUUCGAGGGAAGGAGUUGCCAGUGACUGGUGUUUCUGUGAAGACUGAAGACCACGAAGAGGAACCACAAGCAGACAGCCUCUUAGCUCCGCUAUCAGACAGCGACGACACGAGGUCGUACUCCCCCAAUGCUGAAGACGGGGACGACACCCAAGAACCUUUGAGCAGCGAUACAGAUUGUGUAGGUGACAUGAGGGCUCACACUGGCAACAAACAUUCUGAAUGCUCUGAAAAACGUAAAGAACGAUUGACUUGCUCAGUUUGCGCUAAACGGUUUCCUAAAAGGGGCGAUCUGACUCGACACAUGCGGACACACACCGGGGAAAAACCUUUCAGUUGCACAGUGUGUGGUAAAAGAUUCCCUCGAAAGUCCACCGUCAUCACACACAUGAGGACGCACACUGGAGAAAAACCUUUUAGUUGUUCAUUUUGUGGUAAAGGAUUCUCCCAAAAUGUCGCCAUGGUAUCACACAUGAGGACGCACACCGGAGAGAAACCCUAUGAUUGUUCAGUUUGUGGGAAAACGUUCUCUCGAAGGUCAUACAUGGUGUCACACAAGAGGACACACACGGGAGAAAAACCAUAUUCUUGUUCAUUUUGUGAGAAAACAUUCACACGGCACAACAAUUUGAUGGCACACAUGCGGACACACAAUGGAGAAUAAAGGUUUUCCUGUCCCGUGCGUGCUAACAGAUCGACUCGAAUCAUAGUCACCUAGAAAGUGAUGAUCCUGCUGUGUGUGUAUGAUACCAGAUUCCCUCAUGGGUUCCAGGUUAGUGUGCGACUAAAAACAGCAGCAGCACAACUCUCAAUCACCUGAAGCCAGUAAGAAAUGCUGACUUUCUAACAGCCUUGAGGAUAACAUGGGUGGACCUCAGGGCUAAAAUAUGAGACAACGCAACAAUUUUCCAUCUACUCACGCAUGUGCAACCAGAUGAACGUACGCCUGUUGACAAGGGGCGCACGUUGUCCUUGAUUACCAGUCAAUUGAUGACAGCUUGUGUGAUCGCUCACAAAUGAAUCGCAUUCGACCGACUUUUCUACCAUCCUUGUUUAUAUGUUUUGCCCGGCUCUCACUAUCUUCUGUUUCCAGUUUACCUGGCUCUCACUUUCUUCUGUUUCUCUGGCGGCAGCUAGCUACAGUAGCUAGAGUUAUGCACCUGGGCAUGUCACAAUAAUCGAUAAAACGAUUAAUGGAACGAUAGAAAAAAACAAGGUCGAUAAUUCUGACGUCUCGAUAAAUUGACAUGUGCGACAGGUACGUGUACCUGUUCCAUUUCCUUGUCUUGCUGUACCCAGGGUAUGUGAAGUGGUGACGACCUGCAAUUUGUAAGUGCUUUGGUAGGCAUCUUUAGUGCCUCACGCAGACACACUACACUUUAGUACCAUCUAGUGGCUCCAAUGUGAUAUGACACAGUGAUCAUUGAAUGAUAAAUGUAAUGGUAAUAUGGUCUACAAAAAAAAGUCAAAAUUAUUGUCGAUAAUUUAUAGCACAAAUAUUAGCAAAAUUUGUUAUUGUGAAAGGCCUGUAUGCACCUAACCUCUGGUCCACGGACUUUUUUUUUUUUUAACCACUUUGACGUUUUGUCUUUUAAAACAAGCCAACAAUGCGGUCCGUUCGGGGUUUGUUUUCAUCCCACAAGGAAGGAAAGAGUGGCUGUCGCGUUCAUGGGGUACGCGCUAACUUAAUUUUUUAAGGUGUCACUUAACAACCUUGUUCUCUCCGCACUGAUUUUGAGUAGUAGCUGUCCAAAGAAUAUUUGCCUCAACUCUUAGUAUUUUUAUAAGUCUUCAAUUCAGACAUUAUGCCUGCAUUUGAUGACAAAUGAGCACAAAAUAGCAUAAAUACGUGCUUGUCGUACGUGCUAGUUGAAAAAAAAAAGUUAGUCUGGAGCCCUGGAUGGUGGACUUUCGUCAGCUUCCUUCAUUUGAGCUGCAAAAGUGUGCAUCACUGAUCACUAAGAUAUUUGUGUUGUGGCAAUUUGCUAUGUUACGCUAAUAAAACAGAAAUAAGAAGUGCACGCAUGCUUUGAAAUAAAUGCGAUUUUCAUACUGACCUCUCUGCAGCUUUGCCUGCUUCCUCGCCGCAAGGUUGGACGGAAGAAGAAAAAAGACGGAAUGUCCGUCAGUAAGUAUGAAAAUUAAGACCA
Messenger RNA from Dunckerocampus dactyliophorus (ringed pipefish), 2554 nucleotides. RefSeq names its product zinc finger protein 568-like. Bases 67 to 1068 code for a protein of 333 amino acids. The record is from RefSeq and is a predicted model, not a curated record. Gene Ontology annotation, molecular function: RNA polymerase II cis-regulatory region sequence-specific DNA binding; DNA-binding transcription factor activity, RNA polymerase II-specific. Gene Ontology annotation, cellular component: nucleus. Lineage: Eukaryota; Metazoa; Chordata; Actinopteri; Syngnathiformes; Syngnathidae. The transcript is spliced from 2 exons. Gene Ontology annotation, biological process: regulation of transcription by RNA polymerase II.